Molecule: messenger RNA, 1627 nt
Organism: Toxoplasma gondii ME49
Lineage: Eukaryota; Apicomplexa; Conoidasida; Eucoccidiorida; Sarcocystidae
Gene: SRS40E
Product: SAG-related sequence SRS40E
Exons: 1
Coding region: 106-1296 (396 amino acids)
Cellular component (GO): membrane
Source: RefSeq, a predicted model, not a curated record
AAUUGAUACGAAACUUGCCACGUAAAUUUGAGUUUUGCUGGCCGCCGCUCGCUUUCUGGCCUGGUGUUUGUAAUUCUCCCUCAAUUCGUCGUGGAUUUCUUCACAAUGGUGAGGACAGCGAGGAUCGAGCAACGGCGACGGGGAUUCAAGUCCAAGGUCCGCAAGUUGUUGGCGGUGUGCAUGGGUGGAGUUUUGUUGCUCUCAAGCAGGCAAGCCGUUGCAAUACCACAUGAAGGUAGUUUGCGUCGUAGUUUGAGUGAUUCAUCACCAGCAACCAAUAAGAUUGUACCAACGUUCAACAAGCAGGUCGCUACGUGCACCGUGCCUUCUGAUUCUGCAGGGAGAAAUGGCGCCACAGCUACCAUCACUGCAUUGACACUGUCGAAAGAAAAUUUGAGUGCUACUUUGAAAUGUUCUGGUGCAAACUAUGUGGCAGUUCCCGAAAGCAUGAAGAAAGUCUGUUCCGCGACGGUGAACGACGCAACCCUUGCAGGUUGCAAGGCUGCUGCUGAUAACAAAGAAGAGAAGCAGAUCACCCUGCAAGGGCUACUGGGGUCCAGCGGCCCUAUUGAGUGGACGAAAGCAUCUAAGGAAGGCGAACUGGCAAAAGAUGGCGAGGAAUGGACCCUGCAGCUUCAAGAGUCAGAUCUUCCAUUAACUGACAAGGCAUUCUUCGUCGGCUGUGACAACAAAGCAGUUGCAGGAAAAGACGUUCAGACCUCCUCAAAGGAGUGCAAAGUGGACUUUAAUGUCAAAGCGAGACCUUCUUUCGUUGCCGAGAACAACGUUGUCACCUGCGCAUACGGCAAGGAAAGCAACCCGGAACCCUUGAAGGUUGAGAUGACAACAGAAAUGAACACUCUCACGAUUCAAUGUGGUUCCCAGGGUGUCCUCAAUCCUAAAAGCUAUACAGCCACGUUCUGCGAUCCUCAGGACACAGACAUGCAGAACUGCACAGAGAAGAAGUUUGAGGCUAUCCUUCCUUCGUUUGUGGAGACCUGGUGGGCGGCACGCAGCAAAGAUCAAUCGGCCACUUUGACAAUCCCCGAGGCGGAGUUCCCGCAGUCGGAGCAGCAGUUCCGUUUGAGUUGCAUCUAUAAGGAGGCUCAAAGCACUGGGACCAACACUGCAGAGAAGGUGGGCGAAAAUUCAGACUCGGCCAAGGCUGCCCCAACGUCCAAUUGCCAUGUCAUUGUGACGGUCACGGCAAGAAGCUCCACAUCGUCAUCUGGUCAUCUGGUAACUACAGUCGCCGGUGCUGCCGCUUUGACAGGGCUUCUUGCUGGUUCCUACUGAAGACACAGCAAUAUUUUGUCGGUUGUGGAUUAAGAAUGGAUCAGAUUUUGUCUAAUUUUCAGCUGUCCAGACGUCCCUCUGAGAUGUUCUGCAUGGUUUCAAUGGGGGCUGGCUUCUGGGGUGUCACAGGGGGGCGUGUGCACGGCAACACGGUGGGCUUGAAGCUGUGUGAUGGUGUAAUGGAGACAGAAAUCAUAUGAUUACAUGCAUUAUUGGCAUUUUCCGUACAAUCACCGUCCUUUACGGAAGGUUUCUUCCAACAACAAGAACAUCAUCCUGCCUCCUGGUGUGCGUCUCCCAGGGUGGAAUGAAGAUUAAUUUUUGCUGGUUG